This is a messenger RNA of Lingula anatina, 2824 nucleotides long. Its product is annotated as mesoderm-specific transcript protein-like. The record is from RefSeq and is a predicted model, not a curated record. Lineage: Eukaryota; Metazoa; Brachiopoda; Lingulata; Lingulida; Lingulidae. Gene Ontology annotation, cellular component: membrane. Gene Ontology annotation, molecular function: monoacylglycerol lipase activity. Gene Ontology annotation, biological process: acylglycerol catabolic process.
GCAGUUUUCAAGCUAAGCUUUGUCUCCUUUUGUUAAAGUCAUACAGAUCUAGAUAUAUCUUGAAUCGAAGAUGAACAACGUUGACACGACCCGCUGUUUACUCUGACAAGAUUCUUUGAAUUGUUCCACGAAGCAUUUACAGAUUUCUAUCUUGCAGUAUGAAAAUUAAGCGAUGAGUUAUGGAAUAUUUGUUGAUUUUUUGUAUUGCUAUCCUUGUAUUUUAUCAUAUGUAAAUAUUUCUGUUCUCACAUCAUGAAAUGUAUCUUGACUUUGUCGAUUGUGGCAGAAACGUUAUUAGGGAACUAGUCAAAGUAGGCGGUGCACGUGAACUUCGAUCUACGUUGAAACAGACCGGACAAAUGCAGUCCUAGGACCAGAAGGUUUCAAAGACUACAAAAAGGAAAGUAAUCACAGUGUGCCUUCAUGAGUUUUCUGACCACGUUAGGUGUUGGGGUGGUGGUGGUAGCUGUUCUCCUGGGGAUUUAUGUGAACUUCCCUCCCCCUCAGCUCUCACCUCAGCUGCAGCAGUGGAAAGACAGAGGCGAAUACCACUCAUUUAAGGGACAUCAGAUAUUCUACAUAGAUGAACGUGGCGAUGCUAAGUCAAAAGAGGUGUUGCUUAUGAUGCAUGGCUAUCCCACAAUGAGUUACGACUUCUCCAAAAUGUGGAAGGACCUGAAAGGAGAGUUUGGUCGUCUGAUUGUUCUGGACUUUCUAGGAUUUGGAUUUAGUGAUAAACCGGCUGGUCACAACUACUCAGUGAUGGAGCAGGCAGACAUUGCUGAGCACUUGAUGGGCCACCUGGGCAUAGAUACUGUGCAUAUACUGGCACAUGAUCUGGGAGAUACAUAUGCACAGGAGGUACUCAGCAGGUAUGAAGACAGACUGAGAGAUGGCCAAGAUGGUGGUUUGGAAAUAGAAAGUGUUUGUUUGAUGAAUGGAGGCAUGUUUCCUGAAACUAACCACCCCACUCCAAACAUGAAGUUGAUGCUGAAACCCUACUUGAAAUAUCCAAUUGGAAUGUUUUCCAAUAGAUUUAUGUUUAAAAGAGGCCUCAGCCAUGUGUUUGGUCCUUAUACAAAACCAACACCUGAAGACCUUAGUGACUUUUGGGCUGCCACCAGGUACAAUGAGGGCAACUUUGCUCUACCCAGGUUAAUUGAUUACAUCCUGGAGAGGGCAGCAAACAAAGACAGGUGGACAGGAGCCUUACAAAAUACCAGGCUUCCAGUUCAUGUGAUAUAUGGACCAGCUGAUCCCAUCAACCCACCACCUUUUAUUGACUUUUACAAAAAAACAGUCCCCAGGGGGAGUAUAACAGUAUUAGGUAAAGACAUCAGUCACUAUCCCCUCUGGGAGGAUCCACAGGGGGUGUUUGCAGCUUAUAAACAGUUCAUUGAUAAAGUAAGAGAUGAAAUGUGAAACAUGGAAUAAGUGACCUAGUAAAGGUUGGCAGGAUUGGUGCUGGGAGACUUUGGGUUUGGAUUAUCUUGGCACAUGUCCUCUUCAUCUUGAGAGGGUUGUUUUUAUUAUUAUUUCUUGGCACAUACAUUCUGGUUUGUUAAUGAGGUGUUGAAUAAAAACUGUGAUUUGUAGAAAAUUAAGUUAAAAAUACUAAUUAUUUGAUGGAAUUAAUGUUGAACAACUGCAGUCAUUCCUUUCAUUUUCUUCAUUUAAACUUUGAAUUGAAACGGACAAAGAAAAGGUUGUAUGGAGCCAACUUGAAUGUUUCUGAAGAAUAAUGCGUAGACUAAACGUGUUAAAUGUAUUUGAUAAAUGCUUUUGCUUGGAGUCAAGUAUCAUAUUAAACAUGUUCUAUUUAGAUAGCUCAAAGCAAUAUAGAAGCAUUGUUACUAAAUGGAUUAUCUGUUGAGGAAUUACUUCAUAAGACAGUGAUAAUAAAAAAAAAUGUGGAAUGUUGCAUAGCAGUAAAUCGGUGCAAUUUCAGUGAUGCCAAAAUAUACGAGAGAACAAGCACUUUAUGAAAUUAUGAAAAUUUAUUAUUAUGUCAUACUUAAUGACGAUACCUUAAUGACAUAUAUAUGUAUAUAGAUGUACAUGUACUCCCAAAUGUGACCAGCACAGGAGGGUAAAGCAUUGUUUUACUACACAGUGUUAGUACAGGUAGAUGUGAGUUGAAGUAGAAAAGAUCAAGAUGAUUACAUUGCCCAUUGUUAAUUAUGUGCACAUGUUGAACAACAUACUGUUGUACGAUCAUUUACAUUUGUAAUAGCAUAUAAUGCACAAUAUAUUUGCAUAACUUCAGAAAAGAUAUUUCAAAAACAUAUAUGUGUUACAUUUGUAUGCAUUUCAUUGAAACAAUAAAGGAGAAUUGCAUCAUAAUUUCUGGGCAGACUUAUAAUUGAAUCAAGUUGCACUUGUUACAUGAAUAGUUGCUGUCAAGGCCAGACAAAGUUGAUAAGCUGGUUAACGUCCCUUUUAAUGGAAUCUGUUGACAAAACUUUUCAACACGUUUAGUGACCAUUGCUGCUACAUGUACUUACAUAGGGAGGAUUUAAUGUUAUAUUUACAGUAUGGACUACUUUUUAGCAUAAAAAUGAUUAAUUUUUUCCUGAGGCCAUUGGUAAAAUUUUCCCACUGACAAAAUCAAUGCCUAAUAUUUUAUUUUGUCCAUUUGAAAGAAAAAAAACUACUUCUUCAAAGUUAAUGUUAACCAACUUCUGAAUUUUGACUGACUCAAGAGGGAAUAUAUAUAUGUAGUAUGCAUAACACCCAUUCCUGUAAUAAAAUGUAACUAAGCCAUGAUUUUCAAUAUUACACUUUCAAAUUACACAAAGUGUAACAAUUUCUAUAAAAAAAAAAA